This is a messenger RNA of Symbiodinium pilosum, 1230 nucleotides long. The record is from the annotation of a GenBank genome assembly. NCBI's taxonomy places the organism in Eukaryota, Dinophyceae, Suessiales, Symbiodiniaceae.
AUGCAGGUUGAACUCCUACAGAGGAUGCCAAUGGACAUUCGCCUCGCAGCAAGUGCGCAAGCAGCCGAGGUAGCCAGAGCAGAAGAUAUAAAAAGCAAGGCAUGUCUAGUCGAUCACUUAGUUGGUUCCUGGCACGUAGAGAACGCACUGGGCAUUGACGGUGUGACCGUGCUCCUCGAGAUCUUGCCAAGGUCAUCCAGCGCGUGUCAGGAAGUGGUCGGUCAUAUACAUUACUUGGGAAAGAAGACCCAGUACUCAGUUUCUGCUACGCCACUGGACAGCGGAAAGCUGCACGUGAAGUAUCUCAACAAUCAGUUGUGUAUAAUGGGAGCCAACAGCAUCACAUCUGCAGCAUUGCCGCUUGCAGGAAUCGGGGUUUUUCUCGCGAGGCCUACGCUUUGGAAAGAGGUGGUGUGUCCGUUGGUGGUUUCCGUCAUCAGUACGCUGGUGUCGCUCAUUGUGCUCUUUGGGGCAGCACUACGUCCUCAAGCAGAUGCUUUGGUCCAUGCUGGAUGGCCAGGAUGGGUUGCCUGGAUUUCUGGAGUGCUGCUGGUCCUCGCAGAAGUGGCCGUGAUCAACAUCAUCCUGAUGCUGGUUCUUUUUGGCUGUGUACAAUCCAAGAUCAUUCGGGCAGUCUUACAAGAGAAGGGGAUUAUGGACCAACUGCGCACUGAAUUUGCUCAGCGCGGAAAGGAGCUCCCCGAGGCCAAUUGCUUACGGGAUCUCGGUCACAACCUGCUAUUCCUGCUGGGAAGGCUGCCGCUGAUGAUUUUGACACUGCCGCUUCAUGGCGUGCCUGUGUUGGGACAGGUGGCCUGGGUUAUGUUGAAUGGAUGGAUCUACGCAUGGGAAUUGGAAGCUGAGUUCCUUGUGUUUGCACGCGAGCGGCACCGAUGCCAUGAGCAAUGGCGCUUCGUCAGCAAACGCUUUGGAGCAUUUGCAGGCUUUGGCUCAACAGCAAUGGCACUGGAGUUGAUUCCCUUCGUUGGUCCCUGGAUUUUCUUCGCAUCUAAUGCUUGUGGCGCAGCUUUGCUGGCAGAAAUCUUCUUCAAGGAGACGCAUAUGCACAGCAAUGGAGCAUGGACCGCGAAGAUGGCAGAGCCGGGAUAUUUUCACGAAGGCGAGUAUGAUCUGGCUAAGGACCUCCUGUUGGAGGACCUGGGCGCAGUGAAUGGCGAGAAGCAGAAUGAAAACAUGGAGCUCGUCUUCAAGCGUGCCAGAGCUUCAUGA